AUGGCGACAUCAGUGGCAGAUCCCGCAGCACAUCCGGGUGAUCAGCAUGAGAUUCCAGGAUACCAACCCCACACCUCCGCUCUCGAUCCCCUCAAAUCGCGGAUAACACUCCACUACGACCUUGCGUCCGACUACUAUCACCGCUUAUGGGGUCAACACAUCCACCAUGGGCUCUUUACACCCACCAUCACGACCAAGGAAGCCGCGCAAACGAAUCUCAUCGACCAUCUGCUCAAGCUCUCCGCCCUGCAACCUAAUGGCACUGUUCUAGAUGUUGGGUGUGGUCUUGGAGGUACCACUCGCUACCUCGCCAAGCACCGAGCCGCCACCGUCACUGGCAUCACCAUCAGCAGCAAGCAGGUCGAAAUCGCCCGACGAAUCACUGCUGAGGAAUGCCCACCGGCGGCCGCGGGAUCGACGAAGCCAGCUACCGAAGGGCCCUUAGCGGAGACGCCCUUCCAACCCUACGAACCCGGACAGGUCCGCUACCUCCAUCUCGACGCCGACCUACUGAGAACCACCUUCCCGCCUUCGUCGUACAACACUGUAUGGAUCUCCGAAUGCCUGUCCCACAUCCCCAACAAGCCCCUCUUCUUCGACUCAACCUUCACACUGUUGACGCCUUCCGGCACCCUCGUCCUCGCCGACUGGUUCAAAGCCCCCUCGCUCACGGCCGAGCAGAUCACAUCAGAUAUCAAGCCCAUUGAAGAUGGCAUGCUGCUCCCCGGCCUGAACACCAUGGACGAAUAUGUGCAGAUGGCCGAGACCGCCGGUCUCCGCCUCGUCGCCGGCCCGGAGGAUUUGAGUCUGGGCGUGGCCAAGACGUGGGAUAUCAGCUGGUCACUCGUCUCGAGUCCCGCAUUGUGGGCGUACGCCAUCAGCCAGGGGAGAGAUGGACUCGCUUUCCUGCAGAGCUUCCGUGCCAUGCGGAGGGGCUACGCCAAUGGGAAUUUUCGCUACGGCGUCAUGAUCUUCGAGAAGCCCACCUAG
Messenger RNA from Cyphellophora europaea CBS 101466, 990 nucleotides. RefSeq lists its product as uncharacterized. Bases 1 to 990 code for a protein of 329 amino acids. The transcript has 3 exons. Gene Ontology annotation, biological process: methylation. The record is from RefSeq and is a predicted model, not a curated record. Gene Ontology annotation, molecular function: methyltransferase activity. NCBI's taxonomy places the organism in Eukaryota, Fungi, Ascomycota, Eurotiomycetes, Chaetothyriales, Cyphellophoraceae.